AUGCUACAACAAACCGCUGCGACGGCAGCCUUGAUAUGGUAUUGCGCCGUACUUCUGGUCUGUGGGAUUGGUUACACCCAACUACGCCGUUUCUAUUCAAAGACGCGCCAACCUGCAUCAUGCAUCAAGAAUGUGUCCGCUGCGGAUCUACCACAUAUCACCAUCAUACGACCGGUUGUCGGCAUCGAGCCUAAAUUGCAUCAAUGUCUUGCGAGCACGUUUCAGCAGAUAUACCCACGCAACAAGCUUACGUUAUACUUUUGUAUCUCUUCUCGAAAUGACCCUGCGCUAGCUGUGCUCGAGCGACUGCUCGAGGACUUCCCACAUUUCGAUGCGAAAAUACUGGUCGAGAGUGAAGACCCAGCUUUACAGGGCGAUGGCCGAAAGAAGUUGGGACCCAACCCGAAAAUCCGGAACAUGAGCAGAGCCUACCGCGAAGCAAAAAGUGACCUGAUAUGGAUCGUCGACUGUAAUGUGUGGAUCGGCAAAGGUGUUGCUGGACGUAUGGUCGAUACUCUGUGUGGCUACAGCGGGCAGCGGCCAAAUAAAUUCGUUCAUCAAUUGCCCCUAUCCGUUGACAUGCCAUUGUCAGCAAUCGUCGAAGAGACGCAUAUCUCAGACUCAGCCCGAGACUCAUUCAUAAGCUCCCGUCUCCUCGGCGAUCCGGCUUCGCUCAACAAAAAACCUGGCUUCUUUGACCUCUGGGGCGGGCGACUAGACGAGAUGUUCAUGUCCACCUCACACCCUAAAUUCUACACCGCCAUAAACACCGUCCUCAUCGCACCCUGUAUCGUCGGAAAGUCUAGUAUGUUUCGACGCUCCCAUCUCGACUACUUGACCAAGCAGCAGAAUUCCAGUGUCCACGGCAUCGACUUCUUCUCGUACAAUAUCUGCGAAGACCACCUCAUCGGGGACCUUCUCUGGAAGAAUUCCGUUCCAGAAGAGCUCUCGGGUCAAGGGUUUGGAAAGCAUGCACUGGUAUUUGGCGAUCUUGCCAUACAGCCUAUGGCUGGGACAAGUGUAGCCGACUACAUCGCACGCCGAGCGCGCUGGCUGCGUGUACGUAAGUUUACUGUAAUGCUGGCAACCCUUGUUGAGCAUGGCACCGAGAGUUUUGCGGCAUCAGCGUAUGGCGCAUAUUCCAUCACUACGCUGUCGUAUUUUGAAGAAAGAUUACACAUCCCACCCACGUGGACAAGUUUUGGCAUAUUCUGGCUAUGCAGCGUGGCAUUGUGGUGUUUUGUUGACUGGACGCAAUACGUACUUCUCCAUUCAGCGGCUUCCAUAGAGGUCGACGAGAAAACGCCGACUUUCGUGCGUCCUCCGCUGCCAGGACACAAGACAAGGAGGCCCUUUGGAGAAUGGAUCACAGCAUGGAUUGGUCGGGAGUUACUUGCAUUUCCAAUCUGGGCGUGGGCAGUUUUUGGAGGCGUGACGGUCGUUUGGCGCGAGAAAAAAUUCUGGGUUGGAAUGGAUAUGAAGGUGCAUGAGAUUGUAGACCGUGAUAGUAAAGCUAGGAUUGAUUGA
Molecule: messenger RNA, 1527 nt
Organism: Pseudovirgaria hyperparasitica
Lineage: Eukaryota; Fungi; Ascomycota; Dothideomycetes; Acrospermales; Acrospermaceae
Exons: 2
Coding region: 1-1527 (508 amino acids)
Biological process (GO): glucosylceramide biosynthetic process
Cellular component (GO): membrane
Molecular function (GO): ceramide glucosyltransferase activity
Source: RefSeq, a predicted model, not a curated record